AUGACCUUGUAUCUGGACUCUCUGCAACCGCUGCUUCCCGAUGACAUUCGAAAACAACUAGACCACGCGCUGCUCCCCGAAAUCAAGACUAUUGUCGACACCAUCCUGCGCCUCGCCGUGGGCGCUUCAGCCCCCAGGAGCUGCGUGCUAUCAGGCUGGGAAGACCUCCAGCCCCGCGCGUUCAGGAUAAUGGACGACCUCAAACGCGGCGAGCGGCCGCUCCCCAGCCAAAAACGCCCCCGCGAAGACGACGGCUCGGACUCCUCCGACGCGAAGCGGUCCAAGACCUCGGACGCGGACGCGGUAUCUCCCGCACCCCCCGCUGCAGACGACCCGUGCGUCUUCGCGCUCCACGGUGUCUCCGUCACCACCCCCGUCCGCAAGAAGGUCACCCUCGCCGUCCACCGCGCCUCCAUCCGGCUCACGCACCCGACCACGGGCAAGGACGAGUACCCGCCGAUCCCGCUCGCCUCGCUCCAGCGCGCCUUCCUCCUCCCCACCCGCGGCAAGCCCAAGCCGCACUGGUCCGUCGUCCUCCUCUCCUCCGACGUCCCCGCGCCCGUCCCCAAAGGCCCCGCGUCCCCCGCGACCGCCGCCGCCGCGCAGCUCGUGUUCGGGCUCGACGCGACGCUCCCCGCGCCGCUCGCGACCUCCGCGGAGACGCACGCGAAAGGCGCGCCGUCGCUCCCCGCGCUCCGCGCCUUCCUCGCCGCGCUGCCCGUGCCCGCGGCGGAGCCGUCCGCGGCGCUGUUCAAGAGCGCCGUCGCCGCCCCGCCGCCAGGGCCCGACGGCGUGCCGGCCGCGGGCACGGGCGCCGGCGCGUACCGCGGCGCGAAGGAGGGCACGCUCUGGUUCCUCGACCGCGGCGUGCUCUGGGACGGGAAGCCGUGCGAGUUCUUCGCGCUCGAGCACCUCGCGCCCGCCGAGACGCAUGGCGGCGAGACGGUCGUCCAGGGCGUGCGCACGCUGAGCGCCACAGGGCGCACGUGCUCCGUCCUCAUUCGACGGGUCGUCCAGGGACAGGCGGACAAAGCCAAGGGUAAGGGCAAGGCCGAGCAAGAAGGAGACGACGGGGAGGAGAGCGAGGACGAGGUGGAGGUGGUCGAGGUCGACUUCGGGAUGGUCGACGGGAAGGAGCAGGAGCCCAUCGCGCGGUGGAUCAAGUCGCGGAAACACCUCUUUGGACGUGCGGCGGUGGAGGCUCCCGGCGGGUCAUCCGGACCGGACGCGAACACCAAGGGAAAGGGCAAGGGCAAGGAGACGGCGGAGGCGGCGAAGACGCACGACGAGGAUCCGCGCGCGGAGGACACCGAGGACGAGGAGGACGAGGACUUCACGAUGAGCAGUGACGACGAAGAAGACAGCGGCAGCGAGAGCAACGAGGACAGCGAUGCGAGCCAAGACGAGCAAGGCGAUGGGGACGACGGCGAGGGGAACACGAGCGACGAGGAGACCGGGGACGAGGCGGAAGCGGAGGGGGAGGACGAGGACGAGGUGGAGGAGCUUGACCCCGCGCAUCACCCGCUCCUUCGGCCUGGUGCAAUGCCUCGCAUGUCCAAGGCGGCGGUCGAUGCCGUCGUCGGCAUGGUCGAGCAAGAUAUGAUGGGCGGUGGACGACGCACGGCCGCGGCAGACAGCGAAGAAGAGGACGAAGAGGACGAGCUGGAUGAAUGA
Molecule: messenger RNA, 1674 nt
Organism: Epithele typhae
Lineage: Eukaryota; Fungi; Basidiomycota; Agaricomycetes; Polyporales; Epitheliaceae
Exons: 1
Coding region: 1-1674 (557 amino acids)
Molecular function (GO): nucleosome binding; histone binding
Source: RefSeq, a predicted model, not a curated record